Molecule: messenger RNA, 1583 nt
Organism: Asparagus officinalis (garden asparagus)
Lineage: Eukaryota; Viridiplantae; Streptophyta; Magnoliopsida; Asparagales; Asparagaceae
Product: protein EI24 homolog
Exons: 3
Coding region: 1208-1495 (95 amino acids)
Source: RefSeq, a predicted model, not a curated record
CGCCGCCCUUUUUCUCCAUAUCUCCAACCGCCCUCCUCCUUCAUACCAAUCGCUUCUUCUUGCUCCACCACCAUCUUAAAAAAGUAUGCAAAUUUUGAUUUUUUUUAUUUUAUUGUUGUAAUUUUUUAUCUUGUUUGGUGCUUUGUGGAUUGUAUACAAUAUAAUUAGAUAUUAAAUGUUGUAAUAAUAUAUAGUUGUAUGGUUAUGAGUUAUCUUUGGUUGCAAUUGUAUAAUUUAACUAGAGAUUUACUAACGUUACAAUUUUGUUUUGGAAGGAAAAUUACAUGAUAAUGCAUUUAGUUUGACAACCCUAAUUUAUGAUAAAAAAAUAAACGAUCGGUAUGAAUAUUUAAGUUUGUAAUGUGAAAAUAUGUGAAAUAAAAAUUUUUAAUAAAUAGAGUUUGAAAACCCUGUGCAAGGUUGAAGUUUUUGAUUAAUUGAUUCCAUUGAUUGACCACUAAAAUUUAUUGUUCUUUAUGCUCUAAUUAUUAUUUUCUGUUUAUCUUAUCCUCUCUUUUCAGCUCUCUAUGUAUAACAAAACUAGAAACAAAGGUUUAGUGUUCAUCACUAUGGCACCAGAAGAAGAGGCAACUAUGGCCCUCGCUAACCUCAAUUCCUACUUGAGUGUUCAACGUCUUGAACUGCUGUUUGUUUACACUAAAGUAAAAUUAUGUAAAUUUGAUUAUGGGUUAACAUUUGGUGAUAUAGGAUAUGAAUGGUCGAAACAUAAAGAUUGAAUACGCUAGACCAAAGAAAAAUCCUCGUGCUGAAGUAGAAGCUUCAACAAAAAAGUAUACUGUUUAUGUAGGAAACUUGGCUUAUAGGGUAAGCUCUCAAGAUCAUCAGGAGCUCUUUGAUAGCGAUGGCAAAGUUAUCUCUGCUGAAGUCAUUUAUCAGAGCAAACCAAGAAGACCUGCAGGUUAUGGAUUUGUCUCCUUUGCUUCUAAUGAUGAAGCAAAGAAUGCAAUAUCUGAUCUUAAUGGCAAGGUAAAAAUGGGAUAAUUUUUGUGAAUCUUUUGUACCCCCGUUAUUUUCAUUAUGGUUAUCCUUGAUACUAGUCUGACUAGAAUUUUUUUUUUAAUACUGCAGGGAUUUGUGGGGAGACCACUAAGGCUGGGACUAAGUAAACUACAAACUGAAGAUAUUGGAAAGAUUAUGGAUGAGGACCUUGUGGGAUCCAGUAAGGCAUCAAAUGAGAUGAAUACAAAUGAAGAACUAUCAAACUAAUCAAUCUGAAGACUCAACAAAUGAGGCAAAGUAUAACGACAUUGCUAAGCAUGCUUUUGAUGCUUUGAAAAGAUUAGGACUUUCUGAUACCCAAGGACCUAUCACAAAAGAUUCAUCAGAUCCACAGAGUACAGGAAGACCAGGUGGAUUUGAGGGGGUCAUUCUUGGAAUUGGCGAGCUGGUUUACUCAAUCCUUUUAUUGACAAUUUUCUUCAUAGAGGUGCAGUGGUGCGAUUUUUUCUGCUUAAGGAUUACAUGUGUUCUAUGAUAUCUAUGCUUUCGUUUUAUGUACAUGUUUAUGAAGAAUUUUGUUUCACAUUGACAUGUUGAAAUAGUUUAUCAACCUUUUCUUUGAA